UUUGCCGGCGCUGAUUUGCAUAAGAUAAUAUAUUGCCUAAUGGAGGCGGUCAUGGCUUGUUAGAGAGGCCGGCCCGCAGCCCGGCGGCCCGGGGCGGAGCGGCGGGGGCCGCGGGGAGGCGCGGGGCGAGCGGGGACCAUGGUGUCCCAGCUGAGCGCCCUGCAACGGGAGCUGCUGGGCGCCCUGCUCAGCUCCGGGGCCACCAAGGAGGGGCUGAUCCGAGCCCUGGAGGACAUGGUGCCCGCCGCGGGCUUCGGGGUCAAGCUGGAGAACCUGCCGCUCUCGCCCGGCGCGGCCCCCGACGGCAAAGGCGCCUUCGCGGCGCUCGCCAACGGGCACGGCAAGGGCAAGCUGUCCGGCGACGAGGGCUCGGAGGACGGCGACGACUUCGACACGCCGCAAAUCCUCCGCGAGCUGCAGGCGCUCAACACGGAGGAGGCCGUGGAGCAGCGGGCGGAGGUGGACAGGAUGAUCAGUGAGGACCCGUGGCGGGCGGCGAAGAUGAUCAAGGGGUACAUGCAGCAGCACAACAUCCCACAGCGCGAGGUGGUGGAUGUCACUGGCCUCAACCAGUCACACCUCUCCCAGCACCUCAACAAGGGCACCCCCAUGAAGACACAGAAGAGAGCCGCCCUCUACACGUGGUACGUCCGCAAGCAGCGGGAGAUCCUCCGGCAAUUCAACCAGACAGUCCAGGGUUGUGGAAAUAUGACAGACAAAAGCAGUCAGGAUCAGCUGCUGUUUCUCUUUCCAGAGUUCAAUCAGCAGAACCAAGGGGCUGCCCAGCUCGACGAUGCCUGCUCCGAAACCCCUAGCAAGAAGAUGCGUCGCAAUCGGUUCAAGUGGGGGCCGGCCUCCCAGCAAAUCUUGUACCAAGCCUACGACCGCCAAAAGAACCCCAGCAAGGAGGAGCGCGAGGCUCUGGUGGAGGAAUGCAACAGGGCCGAGUGUCUGCAGCGAGGGGUGUCUCCCUCCAAGGCGCACGGGCUCGGCUCCAACCUGGUGACGGAGGUCCGCGUCUACAACUGGUUUGCCAACCGGCGGAAGGAGGAGGCUUUUCGCCAAAAGCUGGCCAUGGACGCCUACAGCUCGGGGCAGCCCCCGCACAGCAUGAACCUGCUGCUGUCCCACGGCUCCCCACACCACAACCAGCCCAGCGCCUCGCCGCCCAGCAAAAUGCCAGGAGUCCGGUACAGCCAGGCAGCGAGCGGCGAGGCGGCAUCCUCUGGGACCAUCAGCCACCACGGUGGCGGUGCCAUGGUCACCACCAGCCAGGCGGUCCUCCAGCAGGUCUCCCCAGCCGGAUUGGACCCAGGCCACGGUUUGCUCUCACCCGACGGUAAAAUGAUCUCUGUUUCGGGGGGCGGGCUGCCCCCGGUCAGCACCCUGACCAACAUCCACAGCUUGUCCCACCACAACCCGCAGCAGUCCCAGAACCUCAUCAUGACGCCACUCUCAGGAGUCAUGGCCAUCGCACAGAGUCUGAACACCUCGCAGGCACAGAGCGUACCUGUUAUCAACAGCGUUGCCGGCAGCUUGGCAGCUCUACAGCCAGUCCAGUUCUCCCAGCAGCUCCACAGCCCGCACCAGCAGCCACUGAUGCAGCAGUCGCCCAGCCAUAUGACGCAGCAGCCUUUCAUGGCCACUGUGACUCAGCUGCAGAACUCGCACAUGUAUGCACACAAGCAGGAGCCUCCCCAGUAUUCCCACACCUCCCGCUUCCCCUCGGCGAUGGUGGUGACGGAUACCAGCAGCAUCAGCACGCUGACCAAUAUGUCUUCCAGUAAGCAGUGUCCUCUGCAAGCCUGGUGAUGCUCCACACCUCGCUGCUUUUGCACAUAGCAACGGGAUCUUAUUAUCCACAACAUCCCGCCGGUGACCUGCGCGCCGAGCCCGGGGAGUCGCCAGAGUGAAGUCCAGUGCCACAGCGAGAUGCUCAGCAACCUCAAACGGAGCCGGAGGCUCGAGAUUCCCCGUCGCCCUUCCAUGCCUUGCUGGGGACGAGCCCGGAUUUGCGAGGUGCCCACCUGGGACCGUGCCUCUCCUCUCCACGCAGUAUUUCCAAGACACCUCUUGGGGAUUUUUUUCUUAAGUAUUUGCCUUCCAAGAAGCCGCUGGCUCUCCUGAAGAACGAGGAACAAGCUGUACUGGAACUGGCAGAAGGGGAAGAUGGAUAAUAUUUAAGUUAUACUCCUCCACCCGAGGGACUGAGAGGGACUUGGGUCUGUUACUUGGUGUUUGGAAGGAGGAAUUGCAUGUGCUGUUGAACUGAGCCAAUUAAACUGUAAAUAGAGGUACAGUCUGCUCCAUCCUCACCUUUCCCUGCUCCUAUACAUAAAGAUUUAUAUAAAAGAAGUAAAUUUUGUCCAAUGGAUGUAAACUACUGUAAUUAAGUGCAAUUCCCCCAUCUGUAUAUAUUGUUCCCGAAUCUCUUCUCUCUCUCCCUAUUUUUUUCUUCUUUUUGUAAAGGUCAGAGCUGAGGAUGAGUUUGGUUUUGUAUUUCUCUUCUUCCUUUAAAUGAGUUAAUUCAAGGACCUGGGCCUGCGCAAGGACAGUGGUCGGGCAGCACCAGUCUCUGCUCCGUGGGAGGACGGGCACACACGUGUGCUCUGCAUGCUGAGAUCCCACGGGAAGGAAGGGCAUGGCAUGAGCUGAGCGGAGCCCUGGACAGACCUGGAUAAUCCACAGGAGGACAACUGCCAUUAUGGAGACUGUUCUGCUUUUGGGGACUCCGAGAUGGGCUGUGUUGGGGGGCGGGGAAGCACUGAGCAGCCCAGUUGACGCAUCCAGCCCCUGGGAAGUGUUUGGCAUUGGCAGUUUUCAGGUGAGCCCGCAGCAUUUGCUGCUACAAAGGUGAACAAGGCUGCAAGGAGUUCUGGUUUGAUCUUCCUCAAACGGAGUACCUCUCUUCUCCCCUCCCUGGGGCGUGGAAGGGACUGGGUGUCCAGUUACUGACUCGUCUCCUGCCCAGCAAACGGCCAGUACAGGUGGCUUAUUUUUCACCGUUAACAGGUUGAUGAUGAGCCUUGUUGGCUCCACCCUUACCAAGAAACACAGAGCUCUCAUCCUUGUGGUGUCCCCUUCGAGCCGCAGCUGGACGGGCACCAGGCUGUGAUGUGAGCAGCCUGGUCGAUGGCCCCCCGGCUGCCUGCCUUGUCUCACCUGGCAGUGGUUCUUGGAGGAAAAGCUUUGAAGCAAGAUCUGCUGCUUGUGAAUGAGAGCCGCUCUGCGGUGAGGACACACCCCAGCUGGGCGCCUGCUGAGGUCACCACACUCCAAGCUCUGCAGAGCCCUGAAGGGCUUUAGGUGCCCAAGUCCUACUUUCCAAAGCUGCGAAAGCUGUAAAAGGCAUUUUCUCCUCUCCUGUGAGACACAAGCUACUCCAUACCUGUAUCCCUUCAGAAAUGGAUCCAGUGCUUCCCAGCUGUGUACAUUUUUCUUAGACUUUGCAGCGUGUGCCAACUGCUGAGAGUGACUUGGAGAGGUGGAGAGCAGCCGAGGUGCCUGUGGACAGAUGACCACCAGCCCCGUGACUAAAAAGAAAAACACCGGAUGAUUUCUCUGGGGCAAGAAAGGCUCUUUUCAUUUCUGUUUGUACAAUUCCUAGCGCAGUGGGACCCUAACCCUUGCUGGGACUAAUAGGAGUCGCCCUGUGGUGAAUAAGUCAUCAUGAAUUGGACACCGAUAUUCAGAAUGACAUCUAAUUUAAUGUAUACCAUAA
Molecule: messenger RNA, 3721 nt
Organism: Cuculus canorus (common cuckoo)
Lineage: Eukaryota; Metazoa; Chordata; Aves; Cuculiformes; Cuculidae
Gene: HNF1B
Product: HNF1 homeobox B
Exons: 9
Coding region: 139-1812 (557 amino acids)
Biological process (GO): liver development; positive regulation of DNA-templated transcription; regulation of transcription by RNA polymerase II
Cellular component (GO): nucleus
Molecular function (GO): RNA polymerase II cis-regulatory region sequence-specific DNA binding; DNA-binding transcription factor activity, RNA polymerase II-specific
Source: RefSeq, a predicted model, not a curated record